Molecule: messenger RNA, 1803 nt
Organism: Scatophagus argus
Lineage: Eukaryota; Metazoa; Chordata; Actinopteri; Scatophagidae
Product: melanin-concentrating hormone receptor 1-like
Exons: 2
Coding region: 276-1373 (365 amino acids)
Biological process (GO): neuropeptide signaling pathway
Cellular component (GO): neuron projection; membrane
Molecular function (GO): melanin-concentrating hormone receptor activity; neuropeptide binding
Source: RefSeq, a predicted model, not a curated record
AGUGUGUGACGUCGGCGCACGUUUUUCUUCUUAGGUGCGUUUUUUAGUUAUCGCGUGCAUCAAUGAAGUCCUGAAUAACACGCGUUACAUCCCCGUCAAACUCAUAAACUAAUACUACGAGCAUUUUAAAACCCCCAAACCUCUUUAUCCUCUUUUGCUGCUGUUCUCCUGAUACCCUGUGUCUAAUUUGACUUUAUUUUAUAUUUUGUAUUAUCAUUCUUUUAUGCUGUACAGCGCAGGCUAUUUUAGAGAAAGACAACUAAAAGCUGUUUGGGAUGGACUUUGGCUUUAUUUCGAAUUCAUCUUUUUCAUCCUUCAGUUCGUCGGAGAAUCGAGGAGGAGAACAUGAGCAGUAUAACAAUGUGCUCAUGCCAGGCAUCUUUGGUGUCAUCUGUGUCUUUGGGAUCUUUGGAAACUGCAUUGUAAUUUACACCAUUGUGAAGAAAACCAAGUUCUGGUCCCAACAAACAGUACCAGACAUAUUUAUCUUCAGCUUAUCCAUCGCAGACCUCCUCUUCCUCCUCGGCAUGCCGUUUCUCAUCCACCAGCUUGUGGGAAAUGGCUCCUGGUGCUUUGGCGGCACCAUGUGCACUGUCAUCACGGCGCUCGAUUCUAACAGCCAGAUUGUCAGCACAUACAUCCUGACUGUGAUGACUCUAGAUCGCUACCUGGCCACUGUCCAUCCCAUCCGUUUCAAACAUGUUCGAACCCCCUCGGUGGCUGGGGUGGCAGUAGCUCUGGUGUGGGUGUUUUCUCUGGUCUCCAUCACUCCGAUCUGGAUGUACACAGGGCUCAUGAGUCUCAAGGAUGGCUCAGUGGGCUGUGCCCUCCUGCUGCCCAACCCAGCCACGGAUACAUAUUGGUUCACCCUCUACCAAUUCUUCUUGGCUUUUGCUCUGCCUUGGGUGGUCAUCUGUGGGGUCUUCUUCAAGAUUCUCCAAAACAUGUCAGCUACAGUUGGUCCACUGCCUCAGCGCAGCCUGAGGGUGCGGACGAGAAAGGUGACCCGUAUGGCAGUGGCCAUAUGUCUGGCAUUCUUCACUUGCUGGGCCCCCUACUACAUUUUGCAGUUGGUCCACCUUGGAGUGCAGCGGCCCACCUUUGCCUUUCUGUAUGCCUACAACAUUGCCAUCAGCAUGGGCUAUGCCAACAGCUGCAUUAACCCAUUCAUAUACAUUGUAUUAAGUGAAACUUUUAAGAGGCAGUUCAUUGUAGCCGUUCGGCCAUCCCACAGGGGUUUCAGAGUUGCCCCUGCACUGGCUGAUGGCAGCAUGAGUCUGAGGACAGCACCGGACAGCUUUCAUCUAUCUCACAUACACUCAUCAAGGGAACUACUUCAAAACAUGCUGCCUGUCACUGUGGCUGUGCACUGAGAUGGAUAUUUAUCUGGCCAUCCAUGAGGACAACGAAUCACCACCUACCACCACCCACUCUUAUUCCCUCUGCAAACACUUCUGUUUCCACAAAGACAUAAUGAAGAGGAGGUUACCGUUCCAAAUGGGACUCUACUGGACUAUAAAGUACAUAUAUGUGCAAAGUGGUGAUAGAAUCUGUGACAUUUCAUGUAACAUGAGGAGAAGUUAUAUUUAAUCACCCUUCUAGCAAAAUGAGAAAAAAGGAACGAUAGAUGAAUUCUUGUGUCUUGUGGUAAACAACAUGUUUAGGCUACAGAAAAUCAGUCAUUGUAGCAAAACAGCAAAGGCAAAUUCAUAAUUAAGCAUAAUGAGUGACUUAAACCCCCCUGUUGUUUACUGAGUAUUAACAGCUUGAUUAAUCAUUAUUGUUUGUCUGUAUCUUUUUAAA